Messenger RNA from Raphanus sativus (radish), 803 nucleotides. RefSeq lists its product as uncharacterized. Gene Ontology annotation, molecular function: metal ion binding. The record is from RefSeq and is a predicted model, not a curated record. The transcript is spliced from 3 exons. The coding region runs from base 393 to 635 and encodes 80 amino acids. Lineage: Eukaryota; Viridiplantae; Streptophyta; Magnoliopsida; Brassicales; Brassicaceae.
AAGAUUAUUAUCCAGUUCAUACUAUUAUAUCAUCCCUAUCUGUGCAAUAUACAAUUCCUUUUUGACAGCGAAACUAAAAAGGAAACAAAAAAUUAUCUGCCUGUUUUGUUUGUAAGAAGAGAGAGGGAUGGUUUUACUUAUCAGUGGAAAACUUAAGGAGGAAGAUAUGUCUUCUUCUUCAAAUCUUGUAUGAUUCACAGAAGAUAUUAUUACCAUAUAGUCAAAAUAGCAACAUGAAAACUCUCCUCUUUAAAUAUUGGCAUUAAACAUCUUUUUAUGAGCUAAACAAACACCCUCUCCUUUGCUUUGUUCUGAAAACUUUCAAGAGCCUUUUCUUUUCUCAGAAAGCAAAAGCACCUUUUCAAGUUUCUGUUAUUAGAGCGCUACAAGACAUGGCGCCACCAAUCAAGCAAACCUUUGUGCUGGAAGUGAGCGUGAGAUCUGAAAAAGACAGGACCAAAGCGAUGGAGAUUGUAGGAGGAACAAAAGGAGUUGUGUCCGUGCAGUGUGAGAAAGGUCAAGGUAAGCUUACGGUGGAAGGAGAGGAUGUGGAUUUAGGUGUGCUUAUCCAAACUCUGGAGAAGAAAGUAGGCAGCACUCUUACCACUGCCUUUACAUCUAAUUUUAAGGGUUGAUGUGUUCUUGGGGGCAACAUUUGACAUGCUUUUCUAUUUCGUUGGUGUUUCCGGUUUCUAGUUUUUUUUUAUGGAUAUUUCACUUGUUUGAAAAUCACUAGAUUUUCAGUUUGUUAUAUGUUGUUGAAUGGACUCUGUUGCAUGAUGAAAGUUGCAGAUUUAUGAACA